This is a messenger RNA of Nerophis ophidion (straightnose pipefish), 4197 nucleotides long. Its product is annotated as SPARC-like protein 1. The transcript is spliced from 11 exons. Lineage: Eukaryota; Metazoa; Chordata; Actinopteri; Syngnathiformes; Syngnathidae. Gene Ontology annotation, biological process: anatomical structure development. The record is from RefSeq and is a predicted model, not a curated record. The coding region runs from base 16 to 1923 and encodes 635 amino acids. Gene Ontology annotation, molecular function: collagen binding; extracellular matrix binding; protein binding.
CAGAGGCACACAGUCAUGCCUGAAGCAGGAUUCCCAAUCACCUUCCACCAAGUGACCUCAGGCAUGAGGGCUCGCAUCCUGUUCAUUUGCCUGCUGGCUGCAACACUUGCUCUCUGUGUAAGUAGCAAAGUGGAAAGUCAUCAUCAUGGAAGACAUAGGACUUCCCAUAAGGCCAAAGAAAAGGACAUUGUCAGUGAGGAGGCCCACAAGGCGGCCAUGGUACCCACUUUAGGGAGUCCUGAAGAGGGCCGCCUGGACAGAGAAGAGGAGGAGGCCAGCUCGGACACGUUUGGGACGGGGAAGGACAAAGGCCAGGCAGUCCUGCUGAGCGAGGAGGAACUGCUCCAUCUUCUCAAGAAGGAAGAGGAAGAAGCGAGCGCCGCUGAAGAGCAAACUGAAGAAAUGAUUCAAGCUGAGAACAAAAGUCAUCAGGACCAAGAGUCCUUCGAGCAGGAGGAUGUUGCUCCCUUGGACCAAGACCAAGGUAGCACAGAGUCCACCAUGGCCACAGACUACGCUGGACCUCCUCUCCAGCUUCUUCCUGGGAAGGUGACAGUCCACAGCCAUGACGUCCAGCCCAAAGUAGGCCAAGAGGAGGUUUUUCAUGACAACAUCACACCACAUCAGGGAGCAGCAGGUCCCCAGAACUCCUGGAACAAAAGCACAGGUUGGAGGAAUGAGGAGAAAGAAGUCUUGGAAGAAGACUCCCAAUUGGAUGAGCCAGGACAUGAGGCUAAUGGAAAAAGGAGGAAAUUAAAGAACAAGCCAAGAACAAGAAAACACUCGCCACAAGGGGAGGAAAAAGAAGAGGGACAAAGCCAAGAGGCACCUGAGGGAGGACACAACAACAACAGCAGCAACAACAACAACAACAGUAGCAGCAGCAACAACAGCAGCAACAACAACAACAACAACAGUAGCAGCAGCAACAACAACAACAGUAGCAGCAGCAACAACAGCAACAGCAGCAACAACAACAACAACAACAACAACAACAACAGCAGCAGUAGCAGCAACAACAGCAGCAGUAGCAGUAGCAACAACAACAACAACAGCAGCAGUAGCAGCAACAGCAGCAGCAGCAGAGCGCAGAAGGCCAAGAGGAGACGAGCGGGACAACGGGGCCCUUCAGUAGGUCUGAACCCAGUGCAGAUAAGAGCCAAAGUGGAUCUCUACCCGAGUGCCAGGCCGUCUCCUCGCCCUGAAGCCCCUCCUGAUCUGUGCGACAACUUCCGCUGCAAGCGAGGAAAGACGUGCCGAAUGGAUGCAGACCACCAGCCCAGCUGUGUUUGUCAGGAGCCAUCGCAAUGUCCCCGCAGCUUGAACCACUUGGACCCCGUCUGUGGGACAGACAACAAGACGUACAACACAUCUUGUGAGCUCUUUGCCACUAAAUGCAAGCUGGAAGGCACCAAGAGAGGACACAGACUCCACCUGGACUACACAGGACCGUGCAAAUUCAUCCCUCCAUGCGUGGACACAGAGUUGGUCCAGUUCCCGCUAAGAAUGAGGGAUUGGCUGAAGAAUGUGCUGCUGCAGCUCUACGAGCAUGACGCCAUGUCCCCCGGCUACCUCACGUCCAAGCAACGCUUCAGAGUGAAGAAAAUCUUUGAGGACGAGAGGCGACUUCACGCUGGCGAUCACUCUGCGGAGCUGCUGGCUCAGGACUUUGAGAAGCACUACAACACGUACAUCUACCCGGUUCACUGGCAGUUUGCUCAACUGGACCAGCACCCGUCUGACAGACUGUUGUCUCACUCCGAGCUGGCCCCCCUACGUGUCCCUCUGGUGCCCAUGGAGCACUGCACCUCUCGCUUCUUCCAGGACUGUGACGCCGACAAGGACAAGCAGGUGUCCUUCACCGAGUGGACUUCCUGUUUUGCCAUCAAAAAGAACGACAUCGACGUCAACCUGCUGUUCUAAAGCUUCAUCUUGUACAGUGGGGAAGGGCUUCCUAUGGCUCCAUCUCGCGUGAGAAGAAGAGGGGCGUUAAUCAGCUUGAAAUGCAGUCUGCUGUAAAUGAUGGAGAGUGCCACUCUACAAAGUAACUGACGCUGUGGUCAAAGUUGGAAUUGCCACAAAACACAGUUUAAGAUAUUUGACACCCUACUGCCAUCUGGCGGCUAAAGUGGAUAGGGUACAACCAAUUUGUCACAUUUCAUGUCUCAGGUACGCCGCAAACAAAGAGGCCAUAUGAAUUUCCGUCUUACUGUAGAUCAGGGGUAGGGAACCUAUGGCUCUAGAUCAUGGGUGUCAAACUCUGGCCCGCCGUGUAAUUUCAUUUGGGCCUUGAGGCAAUAAUAAAUUAACAUUAGAACUGGCCUGCCGGUAUUAUACAGUGGCAGUGCCGCUCUAACACCGCAUUCAAUGCUAAUUCUCAUACUUGCCAACCCUCCCGAUUUUUCCAGGAAAAUCGCAAAUUUUAGCCACCCCCCGCCCCGAAAAUCUCCCGGGGCAACCAUUCUCCCGAAUUUCCACCCGAACAACAAUAUUGGGGGCGUGCCUUAAAGGUACUGCUUUUAGCAUCCUCUACAACCUGUCAUCACGUCCGCUUUUCCUCCAUCCAACAGCGUGCUGGCCCAGUCACGUAAUAUAUGCGGCUUCUACACACACACAAGUAAAUGCAAUGCAUACUUGGUCAACAGCCAUACAGGUCACACUGAGGGUGGCCGUAUAAACAACUUUAACACUGCUACACCACACUGUGAAUCCACACCAAACAGGGAUGACAAACACAUUUCUGGAGAACAUCCGCACCGUAACACAACAUAAACACAACAGGACAAAUACCCAGAACCCCUUGCAGCACUAACUCUUCCGGGACGCUACAAUGUACACCCCCGCUAACAACAAAACUCGAUUUUGCAUGUCACUAUAAAGUUAUAUAAGCCUUGCUUGUUCAAUAUUCAAUGCAAAAUUUGUUUGGGUCCCUAAUAAAAGGUUAAGUUGUUCAACUUUGGCCCGCAGCUUUGUUCAGUUUAGAAUUUUGGCCCACUCUGUAUUUGAGUUUGACACCCCUGCUCUAGAGCCAGAUGUGGCUCUUUUGAUGACUGCAUUUGGCUCUCUGAUAAAUCUGAGCUGACGUUGCGUAACACAAUAAGUAAUGAAUAAUUCCACUUGUAAUCACAGUGUUAAAAAUAAUGUUCAAAAUAUAAAACAUUCUCAUGCAUUUUUAAUCCAGCCAUCCGUUUUCUACCGCACCUGUUCAAGAAGUUGCGUUAAUGGUAAGAAGUUGUUUAUUUAUUAUUGGUUAGUGUGGGGCUUGCCCUCCUGGGGGUUCUUCAAACCCCCAAGCACCGACACGAGAGCCUGUUUCAGGGUUACAAUAUUGUUUUAUUUUUCAAAAAGUCUCUCAGAUGCUUUCCAGCAAUUGUAUUUCCAGCCCCAACCCAGUCUCUCCUCCUGGCUGUUGCUUAUAACAGAGCGACAGGUGAUUAGAUAACAAGGCCCAGGUGGGUCAUCUACGCACCUGUCGCUGCAGGCCCGCAGGCCACGCCCCCUCAACAGUUAGCUUCAGAAUAACAAUGUUACUACAAAGAAUAAGAGACCUAUUAUACUCUAGAAAUGUUGGUCUUACUUAAAAAUGCACGUGUUUAGUUGUGUUCAGUGUUAAAAAAAAGAUUCUAUGGCUCUUAAGGAAAUAUAUUUUUAAAUAUUUGGCUUUUUGGCUCUCUCAGCCAAAAAGGUUCCCGACCCCUGCCCUAGAAUUUAGCCAAGCACAUAUCUGUAAUAUUUUAGCAAGAUUGCUUCAAUAAAUGGCCGCCAUUGAGCAAGCAACCAAAAGCUUCUAUAGUCACUUAGCAACUAAAUGUCAGUGACCAUUUGUCUAAGAAUUAAGAAAAUGUUGAGGAUUUCCAUAUUAUCUGUAUGCUAACAUGUCUCCUGAAGCAUUUUAACGACUCAUUGAGAACGCUAUAAAUGUAAAAAAAACAACUUUUGUUCCACUUCCUGUAUGAGUAAUGCCUUUGUGUACUUUCACUUAUUUCAUUUCCGCCAUUUCAUGCCACUGGUCAGAGACUGUUUUUUUUUAACUGUUUAUUACGCAAUCCAAGCUGGGUAAACAUUUACAGAGCUAAUUAGUGUUGCAGGCUUGAUAAUAAAGAAUGUAAUUGCUGUUGAAUGUAGCGCCUUGCAGCCUUAGGAGACUGCUUGCUUACCUUCGCUUGCUGCCUGUAUCAUUAAACCUGGCGUGGAAAG